This is a messenger RNA of Chinchilla lanigera (long-tailed chinchilla), 2905 nucleotides long. RefSeq names its product membrane-associated ring finger (C3HC4) 4, E3 ubiquitin protein ligase (gene Marchf4). The transcript has 5 exons. The record is from RefSeq and is a predicted model, not a curated record. Bases 229 to 1461 code for a protein of 410 amino acids. Gene Ontology annotation, molecular function: ubiquitin-protein transferase activity; zinc ion binding. NCBI's taxonomy places the organism in Eukaryota, Metazoa, Chordata, Mammalia, Rodentia, Chinchillidae. Gene Ontology annotation, biological process: protein ubiquitination.
GCUUACUAUAAACUCCUCGAGAAGGAUAAGGUAGAGUUCAGAAUCAGUGACUCCCAGUUCUCAGUUCUUGGAGCUAUUUAUUGGCUGUGCAGAGGGGCCGGAAGAAGAGCCAGUAAGAAAGGAGAUUCCUCCCAUAACAGAGAAACAGUGCGGACCCCAAGCCUCAUUGUACCCGCCUCUUCUAAGACUCCGGCUGCCCCUCUCGGGUUCUCUGCUCCCUCUGGGCACAUGCUGAUGCCCCUGGGUGGGCUGCUGUGGUGGUGGUGCUGCUGCUGCUGUGGCUGGUACUGCUGUGGACUGUGCACUCCAGCCCCCCAAAUGUUGCGCCACCAGGGUCUCCUCAAGUGCCGCUGCCGCAUGCUCUUCAAUGACCUGAAGGUUUUCCUUUUGCGGCGCCCUCCUCCAGCGCCCCAGCCCAUGCACGGCGACCCUCAGCCCCCCAUUUUGGCGGCCAACAAUAACACCCUUCCGGCUCUGGGUGCCGGGGGGUGGGCAGGCUGGAGGGGCCCUCGAGAAGUGGUGGGCAGGGAGACCCCUCCUCUGCCACCUCCACCACCUUUGCCACCUUCUGUGGAAGAUGACUGGGGCGGCCCAGCCACGGAACCACCUGCCUCACUGCUCAGCAGUGCCUCUUCAGAUGACUUUUGUAAGGAGAAGGCUGAGGAUUGCUACUCACUGGGCAGCAGCCUGGACAGUGGUAUGAGGACUCCACUCUGCCGCAUCUGCUUCCAGGGACCGGAACAGGGGGAGCUGCUGAGCCCCUGCCGCUGCGACGGCUCGGUCAAGUGCACGCAUCAGCCUUGCCUCAUCAAGUGGAUCAGCGAGCGUGGCUGCUGGAGCUGCGAGCUGUGCUACUACAAGUACCACGUCAUCGCCAUAAGCACAAAGAAUCCUCUGCAGUGGCAGGCCAUCUCUCUGACAGUCAUCGAGAAGGUUCAGAUUGCAGCUGCCAUCUUGGGUUCCCUCUUCCUCAUCGCCAGUAUCUCUUGGCUCAUCUGGUCAACCUUCAGUCCCUCAGCAAAAUGGCAGCGCCAAGACCUCCUCUUCCAGAUCUGCUACGGGAUGUAUGGCUUCAUGGACGUGGUGUGCGUAGGUCUCAUCAUCCACGAGGGACCCUCUGUGUACCGCAUCUUUAAACGGUGGCAGGCUGUCAACCAGCAGUGGAAAGUGCUGAACUAUGACAAGGCAAAAGACCUGGAGGAACAGAAGUCAGGAGGCAGGACAAACCUCCGGACCUCCUCGUCCACCCAGGCCAAUAUUCCCUCGGAGGAGGAGGAGGCAGCUGGUACCCCUGCCCCCGAGGAAGGCCCCACCCGGGCUGCCAGCCACCCCUCAGACCCUCUGUCCCAUCACCACUGUGCUUACACCAUCCUGCACAUCCUGAGUCACUUGAGACCUCAAGAACCGCGGAGCCCCCAGGGCAGCAGCCGAGAGCUCGUCAUGAGAGUCACCACGGUGUGACAGGAGAGACCUGGAGAAAGGCCGAUAGCGUAUGCAGAAAGGCGGGACCAGGACAGGCCCGGGAGCAGGUGUGGGGAGGCAAGGCAGCUCCUGAGCCAGAGCAGACAGCAAGCAGAUGGUGGUGGGCCCCAAGGGGAGCCAGGGCAGGGUGGAGCUGGAGGAGGCUGGCAUCUGGAGCCAUUGAUGAAUUCCAGUCAGUCAGUAUCAUUUUCCAAUGGCAACAGCAACAAAAACCAGGACAAACUCAGUGACAAUGGGCCUGACAGGUGCAAUGAAACCUAGCAAAACAACCACCCAGAUGCACCCAUAUAAGCAAGACACCCAGGAGAGGCCGCGGGAGGGGCAAAGCCAGCACAGUGGGUGGUAGUGCCUGUGCGUGCACAGGCAGCAAAGAGAAAAGAAGCAACUGGGGGGAACAGUAUUUGAAGCCUGCUGUUUUCACACUGGAGUCUGUUUUUCUUUCUCCCUGGGUGGUGUUCCUGGGCAGUCGAGGGAGGUAUUGGAUCAGCUUGGACUGGUAGGGAAGACACACAGGCUGUGGAGCUCUGGCUCCUGCGGCUCUGAGCCUCUGGGCCCAAUUGAGAAGCAGAAUUCAGUAACUCAGAUGGCUUUUGGGAUUGUGGGGUGAUUGAUGCUGCGGGGGGAGCGGGGAGAUGUUGGUGCAGGUGGCCAGAGUGCAGUGUAUCUCCUCCUAUCAAAAGUUCCCCAGCUAGAACUCCCAAUUUCAGGUGGGUUUAAAGAAGGCAUGGGUUUGGAGAUUGGCAUUUUUCUGUGCCCUUGUUACUUUAUUUUAUGGUGAUUUGGAUCAAAAGAUGUUUACAGGACACAGACACACACACACACCUAGAAAAAAGUGUGGCUUUCCAGUGGCUGUGUAUCUCAAGCACAGUGCUGCUUCUGUGGCCUCAGCUGUUAAAGUUGUCAGUCCAGGAGUAACUUUUCCAACUCUUCAGCCCCACCCAUGGCAGGGACAGCUCAGUGCUAUGCCCCUUGGAUCGGGCAUGGACCCAGACCCCCACACAGGGCCCCUCCACGGCCAAUCCCUGGGUCUCCCAGGAGGGCUGCUGCAGUGUUGACGGAAGCUGGCCGAUGAGCCCCAAGGAGUGGAGUGGAGACCCGUCUAAGUAUUCCUCACUGCUUGGCACCCUCCAAAGAAGCAGGUUGGUCACUGCUCAGUACUCCGUGCUCCCGGUCGGCCCUUCCUGCGCAGCCAGGCAGGUCCGGGGGUCCUAGCCGGGAGCACUGGUUUUGGACCCCACGUGCUUGUUCCUGCUGGGGAAGGCCACGGGGUGGCCACCUGAAGUUUCUUGUCAUUGCAUAGUGGCCGUGUCAUUCUUGGGUGUUACAGGGACACUGUCAAGUACUUUUUUAAACUAGUUUUUAGGGUUUUUUAAAACUCCCUGUUGUUUGUAAUAUUCUCUUAAAAGCUUGAAAAUAAAAGCUC